AACAAAGAGAUCCAGCGCGAUAUUUUAAGGUUUGUGUCAAGAGUGAGAAAGCUGAAAGAGGCUAAAGGUUCACUUAGCCCAAGGUGAUAAGAAGUGAUCUAUAAAGUUUGUGAUAAAGAGACGUCUCGGUGAUCACGCAAAGGUUUGUAGAAACAGGAUGUUGUCGAUAAAAUGGAUUAUUUAAUGCUCAGGCUCUAGCAGUCACUGUUGAGUAAAAUCCACCUAGGUCACGUGUAAUGUGAAAGGAAUGGACGGUUCACGUCAAGAAUUAUUAAAUUCCGAGGUUCACGGGAUACCAGAUAUGGGUGGUCCUUCUUCCCGGGAUGAAGGAACUGAGGCAGAUGAGAAAAAUACCAUGCUCAACAAGAGAAAAGCAACCAUGAAAAGGAAGGCUAAUUUACUCAAAGAUGAUAAGGAAAAGAGCAAGAAAAAGAAAAAGAAGAAGAUCCAACGAGUUCAGAGACCUAAUUACACAGUACAGCAUGGUGAGGAUAUGCUUUUGAUUAUAUCGAACGUUAGUCAAUUUGAUAGUGUUUGGAAACCUAAGCGAAAAGGUUGCAAGAGGAAAAAGGCCAAAACAAAGACCACAUCAGUAAGAAAGAAGAUAGAACCUACAAAACCCAAAGUCUCUAAAGCAACAGAAGAAGAUCUAGGCAAUGAUGCUGAUGUGAAGAAAUCAGAGACUGCUUUGAGCUUUGACUGGGGUCAGAGGAUGCCACUGGAAGUGUUGGUUAAGAUUUUUGAACUGGUAGUUUUUCAAGAUGGUGCCAUACCAUUUCUUUGCAGGGUUGGCCGAGUUUGUACCCUGUGGAACAGGGCUGCCUCUUCACCAGCUCUUUGGCGCAGCGUGUCCAUUGGCUACUGCUGGAUUGAACCUGGUAAGAGUCAGUUACCUGGAACUGAACAGAAGAUUAAGAACACUGUAGACUGGCUAACACAAAACAGGUUCUCACAACUGAGGAAUUUCAAGCUUUGUCACUGGAAAAAGCAUGUUGACUAUGUUGUUCAGGUGAUUGCAAAUUCCUGCUCAAAUCUCCAGUCAUUAGAGUUGUCUUACUGCAUGGGUGUGACAAAAGAGGCUUUUCAAAAUCUUGGAGUUGCCUUUCAGUCUCUUGAGAGCAUAAAUGUGCAACACACAGAGUUUCAGGAUGAUGGUCUGCUGUCCUUCCUUGAGGUUUCUGCAAAUCACCUAAAAAAGCUUUCCUUUACGCGCAGCUCAAAAAGUGACAAACUUCUCAGUGUUUUGUGUAGGGGUUGCUGUCCUGAUCUCAGAUUUUUGGAGAUCAAUGCUAAAUUAGAUGGUGGAUAUUGCCCCCUUCCUAUCUGUGUACAAGCUUUACAACUUGGUUGUCCUAAGCUACAGACUUUUAGGUUGAUGAAUAUCAACCCUGUUCCCAAAAUGAUUCGCAACACACCCAGUUCCACACCAGGCUUCCCCAUGCUGGAGGAAUUGUGCAUAGCCUCUUCAUCCCAUUCCUUUAUGAAUGACCAGGACCUGCUUAAUAUUCUGCAUGGCUCCCCAUACCUGCGGGUGCUGGACCUGCGGGGAUGCGCUCGCAUUACAGCUGCUGGACUGUAUACAUUGCCAUGUGAAGGUUUGGAGUGUUUAUACUGGGGGCUGUAUUUCAAUAGCAAUGCCAUGGUGGCAUCAAAUAAAGGCAUCCACCUGCUUACACAGAAAUGGAGCCACAGCCUUCGUGAGCUGGAUCUCACCAACCAGCCUUUUUCUGAAGAGGACAUGGAGAUUGCAAUGGAGUAUCUGGCUCAUGGCACUGGAGCAGACUCAUUUCAUUCUCUGAAUCUCAGUGGGACCAAGAUUACCUCAUCUGCAGUCAGGUUACUUGUGGGUCAGUCUACAGCUCUUAGCUACUUGAAUCUGUCAUCUUGCCGUUACCUUCCAAGGGGUCUCAAGCGAAUUUAUCGUGGCCAAGAAGACAUACGUCAGCUUCUGGAAAGCCUAAAUUAAUGUUUUGUGUAGUUUUUUUUUAUUUAUUUUUUAUCCUUUUGUAUUGCAUGGUAAGACUUAAUUUUCAAGUCGUAAUUUGUCUUGAAGUUGGACAACAUAAAACUACAAGUAUAUGAAUGGCCAAUUAUCUGCUGUGUGUAUAAUAUGAUAAUUAAAAUAUAUUCAAACCCUAAAUCUGGAUAUUGAAACAACAGAAAUAAAACAUUUUUUAAAAGUA
Molecule: messenger RNA, 2183 nt
Organism: Clarias gariepinus (North African catfish)
Lineage: Eukaryota; Metazoa; Chordata; Actinopteri; Siluriformes; Clariidae
Gene: fbxl6
Product: F-box and leucine-rich repeat protein 6
Exons: 10
Coding region: 248-1966 (572 amino acids)
Biological process (GO): SCF-dependent proteasomal ubiquitin-dependent protein catabolic process
Cellular component (GO): SCF ubiquitin ligase complex
Molecular function (GO): protein binding
Source: RefSeq, a predicted model, not a curated record